AUGUACAGUGACUACCUUUUUAAGCUUUUGCUUAUUGGAGAUUCUGGCGUAGGCAAAUCAUCUCUUCUUCUGAGGUUUGCUGAUGAUUCUUAUAUUGAUAGUUACAUUAGUACCAUCGGCGUGGACUUUAAAAUUCGCACAGUGGAGCAGGAUGGGAAAACAAUUAAGCUACAAAUAUGGGACACGGCUGGACAAGAACGAUUUAGGACAAUUACGAGCAGCUACUAUCGUGGGGCCCACGGCAUCAUUAGAGUUUUAAGUUUUAACAACGUGAAGCAAUGGUUGAAUGAAAUCGACCGAUAUGCGAGUGACAAUGUUAAUAAGCUACUUGUUGGAAACAAGAGCGAUCUCACAUCAGAGAAAGUUGUUUCAACUGAGACAGCCAAGGCACUUGCUGAUGAAAUCGGGAUACCUUUUCUGGAAACUAGUGCAAAAGAUGCCACUAAUGUUGAGCAGGCAUUCAUGGCUAUGUCUGCAGCUAUUAAGAACAGAAUGGCAAGUCAGCCAGGGAUGAAUAAUGGUAGACCUCCGACUGUACAGAUCAGAUGACAGCCUGUGAAUCAAAGUUCCGGCUGCUGCUCAAGCUGAAGCUGAUGUUUGGUCCUCUUUUGCUCUUCCUCAUGCAAAUAGGGCAAUAUAAUCACUGGCGAAACUGGUUUUUCUUUCAUAACUUCAGGGACACCACGAGCCACUUUCCUAUGGUUCUAAUCAUAUUUUUUAUGAAAGUGAAUUUUGUGUUCGGUUGUUUCAAGCACUUGACUGAAUACAAAAAUGUACUCGGAUUAUUUUGUAGCGUAACUGAAUUUCCAGGAUGCAGGUUUCAAAUGACAUAUCAUGCUCGGUUGGUCUCAUAUCACCGUCAGAACAUCUUCAAAUGUUGCGUACUUUUUCACAGUUUGCCUGAGUUGAGACAGCUAAUUUGAUUCUUCUUCUUGCUCUUUCUCUAGAAAUAGAUGAAAAGCAAUGUACGUGGAAACAUUUGCAUUGGACAAAAUUGAACUAAUACAAGUUGAGGGUGUUGAACUAUAGGCUUGAGGGUGUUGAAAUUUGGAAAAUUAUGCGCAA
This is a messenger RNA of Striga asiatica, 1065 nucleotides long. NCBI's taxonomy places the organism in Eukaryota, Viridiplantae, Streptophyta, Magnoliopsida, Lamiales, Orobanchaceae. The record is from the annotation of a GenBank genome assembly.